This is a messenger RNA of Rhodofomes roseus, 1080 nucleotides long. RefSeq lists its product as uncharacterized. NCBI's taxonomy places the organism in Eukaryota, Fungi, Basidiomycota, Agaricomycetes, Polyporales, Fomitopsidaceae. The record is from RefSeq and is a predicted model, not a curated record. Bases 321 to 923 code for a protein of 200 amino acids. The transcript is spliced from 4 exons.
AAUGUUGUGUAACACUACGCCCAGAAGCCAUGCCAACGCGGACACUGGCAUUCAGUCGGACGAGUUCCGACGAGAUGCCGCUGCUGCACGGACGAGCCUCUGCAUUUCUCGCGAUCUGUCAUUUGGUGUGUGCAGUCAGGGCCGCAGGCGAUGGCCGUGCACAUAUGCAGAGUCGGAGGGGUACUUAAACGACUCGGAAGCUUGGCGACAUAUGGCUUCGACUUCGGACUCGGACUCGGAGCGAACAGACACAUACAUAAGCCAGGCUGGAUCGUCCUUGGCUUUCACCCAAACUUUGCUAUAGAGUCCUAUCUGCACCUAUGUCUGACCUGGAUUGCGGCUGCUGUCUCUUGUGCAGCACCUGUUUGUCGGGAUGUGUUUGCUUGGGGUCGUGUAUGACAUUUGCAUUCGGAUGCCCUACUAAGGUGAACCUUGAUAAGGAGAAGCCUGCUCGUGUGUGUCCGCAGUGCGAUGAUGUUGCUGUAUUCCCCGCGGAGUCCCAUCAUCAGCUGAGAUGUUUCUUCUUGCCUGUCGCAUCCUUCAGCUCGAAACAGAUCUGGGUAUGUGACACCUGCGAUUGGCAAGGUGUAACGAAGAAGACGGAUGCAUCCCCAGAGUCCCCAGAUGCUGCCGUCAAGUACCCGGAGACGGCUGGGAGGCCAUCAACGACGGCGCACCAGCCCUCGCGGUCGAGAGAGAUGAACAUUCCUCCGAACGGUACAGGACCGGCCCACCAGCCCACUCGGUCGAGAGAGAUGAAUGUCCCUCCGAGUCACGGUGGCGCAGGCAGACCACCGACGCACCAGCCUUCGCGGUCACGGGACGUGAACGCGCCGCCGAACGCGCAUCCGCGACCCUCGAAGGAACCGGACUUGCCCAAUCCGUACGAGAUGACCACGCUGCCGACUGCAGGUCAGAAGUAGUUUAUGUCGAAGGACAUUGCUACUCGGGAUCACUAGAUGUCGUUCGCUAUCGUCGAGACUCUUCUCAUCUAUGCAUGUUGCCUUUGCGGAGAUAUCACAGGCCCAGCAGCAUUGCCGAAUCCUGAAGUGAGUGCAACAGAGGGCUGAUGCUUCUCCG